UUCACAAGUCUUCAUAAACGUCUGUCACUGCAUGUGAAUGUAAAAUAAUUCUUUCAAGACAGGCUCUGACAUCCUGAAAGGAAAAUGUACAUUUACAAUCAAAACAAAGAAGAGAAUCCUGAGCCAGUUGAAGCAGAUAUCACUGGAACUCUUCCAGACUGGCUUCAAGGCACUUUGGUGCGUAUUGGUCCAGGUAUAUUCUCUGUGGGUGAGACGUCCUACAACCACUGGUUCGAUGGAAUGGCCUUGAUGCACAGCUUUACAAUUAAAGAUGGUGGAGUGAGUCACCGAAGCAGGUAUCUCCGUGGGGACACUUAUAAAGCCAACAUGGAGGCCAAGAGAAUCGUCGUAUCUGAGAUGGGCACAAUGGCUUACCCGGACCCUAGAAAAAACAUAUUUUCCAAGUUCAUUACCUUCCUCAACCAUGCCGUCCCAGACUUUACAGAUAACUGUGGAGCGAAUAUAAUACAAUAUGGGAAGGAUUUUUAUGCCACCUCUGAAACCAACUACAUCAGAAAAAUUAAUCCAGAGACCCUGGAAACUCUGGAUAAGGUGGACUACCUCAAAUACCUUCCUUUGAACGUGGUGUCCUCCCAUCCACAUUAUGAUAAAGAGGGAAAUGCCUACAGCGUGGGCACAUCAAUUGCUGAUAAGGCCAAGACCAAGUACACAAUAUUCAAGGUUCCAGCAGGGACUAAUGCAGAGGAUACCACUCCUGUCCUGAAGAACAUGGAAGCCGUCUGCUCAAUUCCCUGCCGUUCCCUUCUCAGCCCCAGCUAUCACCAUAGCUUUGGCAUGACUGACAACUACUUUGUUUUCAUCGAGCAGCCCUACAAACUCGACAUCCUUAAGAUGGCUACAGCUUAUAUGCGCGGAGUUAACUGGUCUAGCUGCCUGAAAUUUCAUCCAGAGGAAAAUACUCUGAUUCAUCUUAUUGACAGAAAAACAAAGAAAGAGGUGCUGACUAAGUACUACACUGGUGCUACGGUUGUCUACCAUCAUGUGAAUGCAUUUGAAGAUGACGGCCAUGUGGUGUUUGAUGUGAUUGCCUAUGAUGAUAACAGUCUGUAUGACAUGUUCUACCUUGAUGAGUUGAAACAAAGAAUGGACCCAGGGUCAUCCUCCAACAAACAUUACAGUUCACCAAAAUGCAAGAGGUUUGUUCUACCACUCACUGACAAGGAGUCUGAAGUAGGAGAGGACUUAGUGAAGCUGAAAUACACUACAGCCAGUGCUGUGAAAGAGAAAGAUGGAAAGUUGCUCUGCCAACCAGAGGUUCUAUGUGGAGGUGUAGAACUACCCAGGAUAAAUUAUGAUUACAAUGGCAAGAAGCACAGAUUUGUCUACUUGACAGGAGUGGAGAUGUCAGCGGUCGCCACAAAGAUUGUUAAGCUUGAUGUUGAGACAAAGAAAGUGCAAGAAUGGACUGCAGAAAACUUCUGGCCAUCUGAGGCUGUCUUCAUAGCCAGACCAAAUGCAGUUGAAGAAGAUGAUGGUGUGGUCCUAACAUCUGUGAUAAAUACAGUGGAGGGUGAACAAGGAUUUUUACUUGUCCUUGAUGCAAAGACUUUGAAAGAAAUAGCUAGGGCCCGAGUACAAGCACAGCUGGCCAUGGACAUGCAUGGACGCUUCAUUCCACAGGGCAGUUAAAUUCAGUGUCAAGAGUAUGCAUUUUUGCUAGGACUAUUAUGGAUGAAUUAUUUUCGUCAGUUUCUAGAUGUGAAAUGAAAGACUGUGAUACACCACUUUUGCAUAUUUUACUUGUGUCUGUCAAUAUAUAGGCUAAUCAUUAUAAAUGUAAUGAUUAUGAGCUAUUUAUAUAAUGCCACACUAAGAGUCUAAAUCUCAAGAGUUUCUGGUGUUUCUGGUCAGAAAACCAAAUAUUUUUUGAGUACAUGAUGCACAGGGACUACACUAUUAUGAGUAGGCUACACAAGGACUGCCCUUACAUCUUAUUGUGAACCUGUCUCACUCAAUAGUCUGAAAGUAUCUUUGUUUACAUGUUGACGGUUUAUAAGUGAUAUAACACCACUUGUUCAGCGGUGUCUUACUUAGAGUGUUUAGGCUUAUGGAAUCAAAUCCUUUUUAUACAGUAUGUCAGUCAUGGACUGUAUGUUAAGUGGUUGGACCUUCAAUGACAAUUUGUUUUAUUGACAGAUUUUCUUUUCAACAUUUCAGCAUUUUAACAUGCAUUUUCCCAGCAUUUUGCGGUGAUUUUUUUAACAAUUAUAUCUGUCAUAUGCAAGUCUAUGUAGCUCUCUGUCUU
Messenger RNA from Alosa sapidissima (American shad), 2266 nucleotides. RefSeq names its product beta-carotene oxygenase 1 (gene bco1). Bases 85 to 1650 code for a protein of 521 amino acids. Gene Ontology annotation, biological process: retinal metabolic process; carotene catabolic process. The transcript is spliced from 11 exons. The record is from RefSeq and is a predicted model, not a curated record. Gene Ontology annotation, molecular function: carotenoid dioxygenase activity; beta-carotene 15,15'-dioxygenase activity. Lineage: Eukaryota; Metazoa; Chordata; Actinopteri; Clupeiformes; Clupeidae.